Molecule: messenger RNA, 1848 nt
Organism: Caenorhabditis remanei
Lineage: Eukaryota; Metazoa; Nematoda; Chromadorea; Rhabditida; Rhabditidae
Exons: 7
Coding region: 1-1848 (615 amino acids)
Biological process (GO): heparan sulfate proteoglycan biosynthetic process
Cellular component (GO): Golgi apparatus
Molecular function (GO): heparosan-N-sulfate-glucuronate 5-epimerase activity
Source: RefSeq, a predicted model, not a curated record
AUGAAAUGUCUGCGAUGGCGAUCGAAUCGCCAUCGAUUCUACAUGUUUUUCGCAUGUGCUUCUCUAUUCCUCCUGUGCAAGCACUAUUCAAGUCCGAAUGAAAAAAUAGACGAAGAGGAUGAAUACCUCAAUCCAGUGGACGAGCAUGAAAAAGAGAAGAAAGUUGAAUGCGAACCACCUGGCGCUGUUGAAUCAAAAUGCACAGUUGACAAUGGAAAAGCAAUGAGAUGUUGGAAAGACGAGGAAGAAGUCUAUUUCCCAACGUCGUAUCUCAAAAAGCGAUUCGAUAUGACUGGGAAACUUGGGAAAGAUGGUUCUACAUUUGAGUUGUACACAUCCUACGCCAAAAUGCGAACUCCGGAAUCAACUUAUGAACCAUUAGGCCCAUUCGGUCAUUUUGCAACAUACAGUGUGGAAACGAGAGACCGUGUUAGAUGCAUCAGUGCAAAAACAAAUGUACCCAUGUCAACUCAAUGGGACCCGACCCCUUAUUAUUACCCUAUCCAAAUAGCUCAAUACGGAUUGCAGCAUUACAGUAGGAUUAAAAUUGACUCCAAUAGUAACAAAACUGAAGACAAACGCGAAGUGUUAGUUGGAGUGAAAUCAAAUGAAUGGAAAGGAGCUGCUGGAAUGCAUGAAACAACAGAAAGACUGUUUUUCAACGACGAAGAAAAAGGAAAAGUGGUCAACAUCAGUGCUGGAUAUGCCCUCGCAAAUGCAGGUGCAUACGUGUAUCUCGACAAAUCCCCUGAUCUUCAUGUUGUUUCAUUCGAUUGGAAACCUUAUGAUGGCAAUGCUUCAUUCACAGUUCUAGCAAAAAUGAAACAAGACGAUCUUCUGGUCUUGAUCAACUACGUCUUUUCAGAGGGAAAUGGAAAGUGUGUUUGGCAAGAAGAAGAGCGGAGUUAUGAUGAUGAUACAAUUGUUCAAAAACCGAAGAAAGAUGGUCAAGUAUCAUAUUCAUAUUCAUAUACUGGAAGCUCUCAAUAUGGAGAAUGGUCAAAUGUUACACGUGAUAUUCUUGUCGAUGUCUCACGCGCACUGUCAAGCGGAGACAAUCGAAAGAAGGAUGACAAUGUUAUACUCCAUCCAGGUGAUAUUCGUCUUGUUUCCUUGGGAUUCCGUGGCCAAUUAACUGUUAGACAACAGAUAAAUCAGAGAGUAGAACAACAUUCUCAUGCAUUCCGUUCAGCUGCUGAUUGGAUGAUUCAAAAUCAAGACAAGAAAGGAGGAUGGGCGGUACCUGUCGAGAGAUCAAUUGCCGAUAGAAAAUUAGUAUUGGAACCCGGAUGGCAUAGUGCAAUGGCUCAGGGUCACGGUAUAUCCGUACUCACUCGAGCAUACAAGCAUUUCAAUGAUACGAAAUAUUUGUUAUCGGCUAUGAAGGCCCUCGAACUUUUCAAAACAAAUUCAUCCGAAGGCGGAGUUCGCGCUGAGUUUUUCGGCAAUGUGUGGUACGAAGAAUAUCCGACAACUCCUGGUUCAUUCGUUCUCAAUGGAUUUCUUUAUUCACUUAUUGGUCUCUAUGACUUAUCAAAACUAGAAGUACCUGUCGCGGAAAUCGAUGAAAACAUCAGAAUGAAAAUCAAAGAGGCGCAGCAGUUAUACUCAGCAGGAAUUCGAUCAUUGAAACAACUUCUACCUUUGUAUGAUACAGGAAGUGGAACUAUUUAUGAUUUACGUCAUGUUGCACUGGGAACGGCACCAAAUUUGGCCCGAUGGGACUAUCACGCUGUUCAUGUAUAUCUUCUGAAAUGGAUUUCCGGCAUUGAAAAUGACGAGUUUUUGAGUAAAACUGCGGAUCGGUGGAUCGGAUACGCGUAUGGAAAACGGGCAAAACACAAUUAA